AUGUCCUUCGAACCAGCGCCGAUUGACCGUGUUAGCGUCAGCUCACCAUUCUAUCUGCAGAUUGACGAGCGUAUGCGCAAGACUACUCUUCAGGCUAUCCUUGAUUCUUUAAAAUCUACCGGUCGCUUUUACGCGCUAUCAUGGACUCCCGAAAGCGCACCGACCAAGGCUCAUUGUUUCUGGGACUCAGAUGUCUACAAGACCAUGGAGGCCUGUUGUUAUUACUUGAUGAAAAAGGAUGACGCCCAAAUACGUGCAGAUGUAGAGGAGAUUGUAGGAUAUAUCAAAAAGGCCCAGUGGGAAGACGGAUAUAUCAAUUCAUAUUUUACGCUACAUGACCCAAAUGGUCGCUUUACCAACCUGCGGGAUAUGCAUGAGCUCUACUGCAUGGGUCAUCUCGCCGAGUUUGCCGUUGCUUACUACCAACUCACUGGCUCGCACGAUCUCAUACAUGUCAUGAGAAAAGCGACGCAACUGCUGCGCGUGGCGGUGCUUCCCAAGGGAGGAUAUCCGGGACAUCAAGAGCUAGAAAUUGGACUGCUCCGGCUCUACGAGAUUACGCGGGAAGGUAUAUUUCUUGAAACGGCCGAGUUUUUCCUCCGUGAACGGGGCAAGAAAGAUGAGAAUGGACGCAUAUAUUACGACCGCGAGGCUUUGGCUAGAGACGAAAACCCCUCCAACUCGCCUAGCGAGAUGCUAAGACGUCGCUUUAAAACUACCCACGACUACUCCUACAUGCAGGCGCAUAUGCCACUUGUCGAUCAGCACACCAUCGAAGGUCACUGUGUCCGGGCCAUGUAUUUUGUCACCGGGGCGGCACACUAUGCUCUGGUGAAGCCUUCCGAGACCAAGGAUAUACGGGAUGCUGUUCACGGGCUGUUUAACAACGCGGUCAAACAGAAGAUGUAUAUUACUGGCGGGCUAGGCAGUGUCGCCGAGUAUGAGGGAUUCGGACCGGAUUACCACCUCCCGGACCUGCAGGGAGGAGGCUGCUACUCUGAAACCUGUGCCAGCGUUGCCCUGGUUUUCCUCUGCGAGCGUCUGCUUCGAAGUGGCCCGAAUAGAUUAUACGGGGAUGUCAUGGAACGUGCACUGUUGAAUUGUGUUUUGGGCGCCGUUGGAUCACAAGGAGCAGAAUUUUACUACGAAAACCCUCUGGCAACUAUUGCUGGCCAGCCAUGGUGUCGGCAAAAGUGGUUUGAAACCUCCUGUUGUCCGCCAAAUGUUGCAAAACUCAUGGGCAUGUUGCCAUCACUGAUAUUUUCCACUCGAGGCUCCACUGUUGCCAUUCAUCUGUUUGUAAGCUCGGUUCUGAAGACAGUGGUGGAUGGUCACCGGGUUCAAGUGACGAUGGAAACACCUCUGCCUUGGGAAGGCACCGUGAGAAUAAGUGUCAACUGCCAAAAGCACGUUGAGCUAGCAAUUCGUAUCCCUGACUGGGCUGCCGCUGGGUACACGACAUCGGCUAAAGGGCAUGUUCGGGAAGGCUACUUUUACGUUUCAGUCGUGUCGUCGUCUGAAAUACGGUUUUCCUUCCCCACGCAGCACAAGAUGGUGUAUGCUCACCCUAGCACUAGGAAAGACGAGGUGGCAGUUACUCGUGGGCCAAUUGUCUAUUGUGCUGAGGGUCCUGAUAAUAAUUUCGAUCUGGAAACUACCUAUGUGGAUGUGACGUCUCUUCGGGAAGUCGGAGAGCUCGAUAUUGAUGGAUGGAAGGGAGUUCCGAUGUUAGAGCUGGACGCCAGGGUAAAGAGUAAAACAGACGACACUCUGUAUAGUUGGGAUAAUUCAGGGUUGACAGCUGAAAGGAAGACUUUGAAGUUGAUACCCUUUUUUCUGAGAAUGAACAGAGGUGGAAGUGGCGCGAUGAGGGUCUGGUUCAAAAAGGAUGGCAUAGCUCCUUAA
Messenger RNA from Metarhizium robertsii ARSEF 23, 1905 nucleotides. Its product is annotated as DUF1680 domain protein. The coding region runs from base 1 to 1905 and encodes 634 amino acids. Gene Ontology annotation, biological process: carbohydrate metabolic process. The record is from RefSeq and is a predicted model, not a curated record. NCBI's taxonomy places the organism in Eukaryota, Fungi, Ascomycota, Sordariomycetes, Hypocreales, Clavicipitaceae. The transcript has 3 exons.